Gossypium raimondii (Peruvian cotton) is the source of this 1889-nucleotide messenger RNA. RefSeq names its product sphingosine kinase 2. Gene Ontology annotation, cellular component: intracellular membrane-bounded organelle; membrane; cytoplasm. The transcript has 10 exons. The record is from RefSeq and is a predicted model, not a curated record. Gene Ontology annotation, biological process: sphingosine biosynthetic process. Gene Ontology annotation, molecular function: kinase activity. Lineage: Eukaryota; Viridiplantae; Streptophyta; Magnoliopsida; Malvales; Malvaceae. The coding region runs from base 163 to 1635 and encodes 490 amino acids.
AAAAAGCGAGGCAAAACAAAAAGGAUGCCGUAUUAAACCCGGUUCUCCAUUCUAAGCCGGACCGAAACUCGCCGCCACCUUCCUCCCCUCUCCUUACUAAUAACAACAACAAGCUGUCACUUGUGAGACAAAUACGAACCGUCUUUCAAGCCGGUCAACUCUAUGGAUCAAGGCGGUCAGCUCGAUAACCUCUCCCCUAUACUAUCGGACCAAGUCCUAGUCAACGGCACUGCCGUCCCUCUCACGCUCACCGGCGACGGGAAGCUCCGGUUUUUAGGUAAACGUCAACGGUGCUUGACCUUGGAGAAGGAGGUACUCGGAUUCGCUGUGGAAGAAGGUUCCAGAAUCCGAAUCAAGGCCGUCGUGGAAGAGAGAGAAGGAAUCUGCUGUUGCGGGAACAGGGGAGAUUUGGUGAGGGAGAGCUUUGUGUUCGAGCCUCUAUCAGAAGAUUCACUCGCACUCUGGUCUCAGAAGCUUAGGGAUUACAUUGAUUCUCUAGGUCGACCAAAGAGAUUAUUAAUAUUUUUGAAUCCAUUCGGAGGAAAAAAAUCCGCCACUAAAAUUUUCUCAGAAGAUGUAAAACCUUACCUUGAAGAUGCUGAUAUUCAAAUCACCGUCAUAGAAACUAAGCAUCAGCUGCAUGCAAAAGAAGUCGCCAAAACUAUGGAUUUAUCAAAAUAUGAUGGUAUUGUCUGUGUUAGUGGAGAUGGGAUUCUUGUUGAGGUGGUAAAUGGACUGCUUGAAAGAGAAGAUUGGAGUGCUGCAAUAAACAUGCCUAUAGGAAUGGUUCCUGCCGGAACAGGAAAUGGCAUGGUUAAAUCUUUGCUGCAUGCAGCAGGUGAACCAUGCUGCGUAUCUAAUGCCAUUCUUGCUGUUAUCCGAGGUUAUAAACAUUCGCUUGAUGUAGCUACCAUCUCGCAAGGGAAAACGAGGUUUUUUAGUGUCUUGAUGCUUGCUUGGGGUCUGAUAGCAGAUAUAGACAUUGAAUCCGAAAAAUAUAGGUGGAUGGGGAGUGCUCGUCUCGAUUUCUACGCUAUUCAACGAAUAUUUCAUUUGAGGCACUACAAUGGACGUAUUUGUUUUGUGCCGGCCCCUGGCUUUGAAGAUUAUGGGGAGCCAAUGAGUUAUCAUUGUAAACCUACUGAUGAAGAAAGCCCAAAGCAAGAGGAGUCUUUGAAAACUCAACAGCAUGGAUACCUUGGGUCUGAUGUUAAGUUGGAGGACAUGCAUUGGAGGACUAUUAGUGGACCAUUUGUUUCAGUCUGGCUCCAUAAUGUACCAUGGGGAAGCGAAGAUGUCAUGGCUGCACCAAAUGCAAAGUUUUCAGAUGGUUAUUUGGACUUGAUUAUGGUUAAGGGCUUGCCAAAAUUAGCCUUGCUGUCAAUGAUGUCAAAUAUGAAUGACGGGAGUCAUGUCGAAUCACCGUAUGUUACAUACAUUAAGGUGAAGGCAUUCAUUUUGGAACCCGGUACCCGAGUUGAGGACCCAACGAAGGAAGGGAUCAUAGACUCGGAUGGUGAAGUCAUCGCAAGGGGAAACGUAACGUACAAGGGUAAUCAAAAGCCACUUAUGGCCUAUGAUAAGGUUCAAAUAACUGUGGAUCAAGGUUUGGCUACUCUCUUUGCACCUAAAUAGGGACAUUGUUUUGAUCUUCAAAGUUUCAUAUGAUGAUGGUCGCGGGUCCUUUUACGACUUACGAAUCCAAACCGAUCUGAUUGAAUCGACCGAAUGCCUCUCGUUUCAUACUCAGUUUCAAUUUAAACAAUCUAAAUUUCAGUGUAGCCUUCAAUAUUUUAACUAAUAAUCGCACUCAUAUAUCGAACUUACUUCGUCUGUCAUUUGCUAUUAUUGAUUCUCAAUAAUAAGAUUAAAGGAAGUUAAAUUGUUUA